CUCCUAAAGUCUUUUGUUUGACCGAGAAUAAUAAUAUCCAAGGAGCAAGAGCAGGUUCAUGGUUUCCGGAAACCUCGUAGGAUGCGUCUCUCGUUUGGGGUCAUCAAAUCCUGUCCAGCAGUCAUCACUCGACGCGACAAAUUCCGUCGUCCCCGAGCUCUGAGCACCCGACCGAAAGCAGCAUCGCCGUAUUUGAGGAACUCCGUUUCGAUUCACCGGCGGUCUAUCUGCGUCGAGAGCAAAGGCGCGCUCCCCAGGGAGAGACAGAGGCAGGGGGAAAUGGGGAGGUCGGAGGUGGUGGUGGUGGCGGAGGCGGAGAAGCUGAUGGAGGGGCACAUGAAAGGGAACGACUCGUCCCACGACGCUUGGCACGUGUUCAGGGUCAGAGACCUGGCCCUCUCCCUCGCCCGCGAGGAGGGCCUCGCUUCCCGCCCUGACUCCAUGGAAAUUGUAGAGCUUGCUGCACUUCUUCAUGAUAUAGGUGACUACAAGUAUCUAAGAGAUCCGUCUGAGGAAAAGAUUGUUGAGAAUUUCCUUGAGGAACAGGGAGUGGAGGAAAGCAAGAAGAUCAAGAUCUUAAGGAUAGUAAGGGGAAUGGGUUUCAAAAAUGAGAUUAAGGGGCUUGCAGAAAAUGAAGUAUUUCCAGAAUUUGGGGUUGUGCAGGAUGCUGAUCGUCUUGAUGCCAUUGGGGCCAUAGGAAUAGCUCGUUGCUUCACUUUCGGGGGAAGCAGAAACAGAGUUCUCCACGAUCCUGCCAUCCAGCCACGAUCAGAUCUUUCCCAGGAAUGCUACAUGAAGAAAGAGGAGCAGACUACCUUGAAUCAUUUUUAUGAGAAACUUCUGAAGCUGAAGGAUUUGAUGAAAACAAAGGCUGGACAAAGGAGAGCCGAGAAGCGGCACAAGUUUAUGCUUGAGUAUCUAGAAGAGUUCUGCAAAGAGUGGGAUGGGCGAGCCUAGAUUAGGUAACUGAUUUUCUUUGACUGAGUUCUUGGAUUCUACAACAUUUAGAUGCUUAGCAUUUCCAAUUCUUGUGGGUAGGUCUUUGAUGUUGUUACUGUGGAUCUGCAGGUGAUACUGGAGGUAUUAUCACCAUUGCCAUUUCCAAUGGUUUAGCCCUCACAAAAUACAAUACCGAAAUUUAUUUAUGGUAAAGUUCUAUCGUUGAAUCCAGUUUUACCAGGUCAGUUGUCAAUGCAUUGUAAUCAUAAACAUAUAUGACCUACUAGCUUGUUUAAUUCCCUUAUAUGCUGCAUUUGUUAGAA
Messenger RNA from Syzygium oleosum, 1262 nucleotides. RefSeq lists its product as uncharacterized. Lineage: Eukaryota; Viridiplantae; Streptophyta; Magnoliopsida; Myrtales; Myrtaceae. The coding region runs from base 82 to 957 and encodes 291 amino acids. The record is from RefSeq and is a predicted model, not a curated record. The transcript has 7 exons.